UUAAUUCUCUUGUUGGGGGCACUUCCUUCGUUUUUUCUGUGUCUGCUUUUGCUGGGGGGAUUCACCGGAACCCUGAAAACUACCGCCGGCGACCAUGGGUAUUUCACGGGAUUCCAUGCACAAGAGGCGUGCCACUGGAGGAAAGAAGAAAGCUUGGAGGAAGAAGAGAAAGUAUGAGCUUGGUAGACAGCCAGCAAACACAAAGUUGUCAAGUAACAAGACAGUGCGUAGGGUGAGGGUUCGUGGUGGUAAUGUGAAAUGGCGCGCCUUGAGGUUGGACACAGGGAACUAUUCUUGGGGUAGUGAGGCUGUGACCAGGAAGACUCGUAUUCUCGAUGUGGUUUAUAAUGCUUCGAACAAUGAGUUGGUUAGGACCCAAACUUUGGUGAAGAGCGCAAUUGUUCAGGUGGAUGCUGCACCUUUCAAGCAGUGGUAUCUUCAGCACUAUGGAGUUGACAUUGGUCGCAAGAAGAAAGCUGCGGCCAAGAAGGAAGGAGAGGAGGCCGAGGGUGCUGUAGAAGAGACGAAGAAAAGCAACCAUGUUGAGAGGAAACUGCAGAAGCGUCAACAGGAUCGCAAGCUUGAUCCACAUGUUGAGGAGCAAUUUGGCAGUGGACGUCUUUUAGCUGCAAUCUCUUCACGCCCAGGCCAGUGUGGUCGUGCUGAUGGAUAUAUUUUGGAGGGCAAAGAGUUGGAGUUUUACAUGAAGAAACUUCAAAGGAAAAAGGGAAAGGGUGCCAGCGGGGCUUCCUAAAUUUGUCUCGAACUAAGAAAAAUCUCUCAAAAUCGUUUUAUCUCUCACGCUUUCUUUAAGACAGAAGUUUGCUCGAUCUUUCUCCUGUUUAGUUGAAAUUUUGAACUGUCGUGUAAUGAAUUUUCUAGAAAUAUUAUUCUUCUAUGUCUCUGGGUAAUAGCAUUACAGUGCUGUUGUGCUAAUAACAUGCUCUAAUUGCUAUGGUGCA
Olea europaea var. sylvestris is the source of this 962-nucleotide messenger RNA. Its product is annotated as 40S ribosomal protein S8. Gene Ontology annotation, cellular component: ribosome; cytosolic small ribosomal subunit. Gene Ontology annotation, molecular function: structural constituent of ribosome. The transcript has 5 exons. NCBI's taxonomy places the organism in Eukaryota, Viridiplantae, Streptophyta, Magnoliopsida, Lamiales, Oleaceae. The record is from RefSeq and is a predicted model, not a curated record. Gene Ontology annotation, biological process: maturation of SSU-rRNA from tricistronic rRNA transcript (SSU-rRNA, 5.8S rRNA, LSU-rRNA); translation. The coding region runs from base 95 to 754 and encodes 219 amino acids.